This is a messenger RNA of Pseudophryne corroboree (corroboree frog), 977 nucleotides long. RefSeq names its product RAN guanine nucleotide release factor (gene RANGRF). Gene Ontology annotation, biological process: heart contraction; regulation of sodium ion transmembrane transporter activity; protein import into nucleus. The transcript has 5 exons. NCBI's taxonomy places the organism in Eukaryota, Metazoa, Chordata, Amphibia, Anura, Myobatrachidae. The record is from RefSeq and is a predicted model, not a curated record. The coding region runs from base 31 to 669 and encodes 212 amino acids. Gene Ontology annotation, molecular function: sodium channel regulator activity; small GTPase binding; transmembrane transporter binding. Gene Ontology annotation, cellular component: nucleus.
CACUUGGAAACUCGGUUCGCAGAGCGGUGCAUGCCGGGAGAUGAUGUAGUCCUGGAUGGCCCGCAGCGCAUGCUGGGAUUUGUGGUCACACAGAGCAUGGAAGUGUGCGGCGCUGUACAGCACCCGCUGUUUGGGGGCGCCCUCUCCGCAGCCCUGCCCCCCUCCUUCCAGGAUGUCAGUAACCUGCGGGAGAUCCCGGACAAUCAGGAGGUGUUCAUCCACAGGAGCACCGACCAAAGCAUCAUCGUGGAGCUUCUGGAAUAUCAAGAGGGGAUGUCAGACCCCGAAGCUGCCCGGUACCACUUUGAAGAUGUAGCUGCGAGUAAUGAUGCCCGGGGGAGGGCAGAUAUCGUGAGUGUGGAGCCCCUCCCACUGGCACAGCUCUCUCUCACCAGCUGCAGUAGCGCUUGGGCACUUACCGGCCACCAACUGGUAGCCAAGUUCAAUGAACAGGCUCAAAAUACAGUUACCAUAUACAUGGCUUUAUUCCGUAUACCUCAGCAUUCCACAGACCUGCUGGUGACCUUCAAUGAUCCUGUUGCCAUAGAUCCAGCCAGCAGUAGCGCCGUUAGUGAGGCAUCACAGAACCCUUCUCCUCCGUGGACACAAGAAGAUUUCAACCAUCUGCUGUGCAGUUUCCAGCUACACGACCCCGGCAUCUUCGGCUGAUUCACAGUGUUGUUCUCCAUUCACCAACUCAGAUCAAUUAAAGACAAUGGGCCCUCUUUUAGAUCCUUUCAGCCCCAGCCAUUAUAUAUUGGUCAGAAAAUGUGGGAACAGCUAUGGGCACCACGUUUGUCCCAAGUUAUGGCAUUCUUUUCAUGGCCUUCUGGAAGAACAUGGCGGCAUGGGACUGCUAUAAUUACACGGGGUCCUGGGUAUCCUGGUACUGCUAAAGACCGCAUCUUGUUUCUGUGGAGGGGGAAUGAAGAUCUAGACACCUUCUCCACCAAUCUAAAUUCCAGUGUUGUAUGAAA